AGCUGGCUCCAGCUCAUUGUGUCCUGACUGCUCUGUUGAGGGUAUCCUUUGUCGCCGCAGUGGACAAGCUUCUAAGAAAGCCCCAAGGUGACCUGCAGUGUCCAGAAACCGAAGGUGUGCAGAUGGUUCUUGUCUGAGGAAUCCUGCAGUUGUAAAGCUCCUCUCCUGCCUCCUCCCUACUCAGUGUUCCUCAGCUCACCAGAGAAAAGGAAUGGCUGUCAGCCACCUCCCAGCCCUGGUCCAGGAGGGAUUACAAUGGCCGUGAGUAAGAAAUUCCUCAAGGCAGAUAUCCCUAAAACAGAAUCAGAUCAAUGGAUAACGAAGGACAGAGCCACCAGAGAGACUCACUGGGUAUGUGCUAACUUGUUAGAUUGGCAAUGCCAGGAAGGUCAGGAGGUCAAGUCGCAGCAAGUGGUCCUCACCCAACAGGACACUCAGUUAAAGCUCAGUGAACAGAAAGUCAAGGGUUCUGACAAGAGCCGCACAGCGAGCUCAUCACCCAUCCAACAUCAGAGAUCUCAAGCAAGCAAAAAAUCUUUUGAAUGCAGCAAAUGUGGAGAAGCCUUCUCUAAGAGUUCCACCCUUAAGAAGCAUCAGAAACUUCAUACUGAAAAAUUCAACCCAAGUCAGAAAACACCAAUGAAAGAAAAACGGUAUGAAUGCAGAGAAUGUGGGAAAACCUUCCACCAGAGUACACACCUCAUCCAUCACCAAAGAGUUCACACUGGUGAGAAACCAUACGAGUGUAAGGACUGUGGCAAGACAUUCUCAGUGAGCUCUUCCCUUACCUACCACCAGAAAAUCCAUACCGGAGAAAAGCCCUUUGAAUGUAAUGUCUGUGGAAAGGCCUUUAUCCGGAACAUACAUCUUUCCCACCAUCGCAGAGUACAUACUGGAGAGAAACCUUUCCAAUGCAACAUUUGUGACAAAGCCUUUGUUUGCAGAGCACAUCUUACCAAACACCAGAACAUUCACAGUGGCGAGAAGCCCUAUAAAUGUAACGAGUGUGGGAAAGCCUUCAGUCAGAGUACAAGUUUUCUGCAGCAUCAGAGAAUCCAUACUGGAGAGAAACCCUUUGAAUGCAAAGAGUGUGGCAAGGCUUUCAGGGUGAAUUCUUCCCUUAUUGAGCACCAGAGAAUCCACACUGGGGAGAAACCGUAUCAAUGUAUCGAAUGUGGCAAAGCAUUCAGGGAGAACUCAUCCUUUGCAAGGCAUCGGAAAAUUCACACUGGAGAGAAACCUUACAGAUGUGGCUUGUGUGAGAAAGGUUUCAGGGACCAGUCAGCCCUAGCACAGCAUCAGAGAACUCACACCGGGGAAAAGCCUUACACGUGUAACACAUGUGAGAAAGCCUUCAGUGACCAGUCAGCCCUUACCCAACAUAAGAGAAUUCACACGAGAGAAAAACCGUACAAAUGUAAAACCUGUGGGAAAGCUUUUAUCCGAAGCACACACCUCACUCAACACCAGAGGAUUCACACGGGAGAGAAACCUUACGAAUGUAACAAAUGUGGGAAAGCCUUCACCCAGACUGCAAACCUCAUUCAGCAUCAGAGGCAUCACACUGGAGAAAAGUGAGAGGGAGGGAGUUCAUAAUGCUGUGGGGAUGAUGUUGUCAAUUACUGAAUAGAAGACAUGAUCACAAUGAAGUCUUUUAUCAUCAUGGUUAUAUUUACUGGGGCCAGGUUUCAUCAUGCUGAGGGUCUUGAGAAUCUUAAGAAUGGUGAACACGCCUUACUCUUCAGUCUGCCUCAGCUGGAUAGUAGUGCCUUUUUGUUGGCUUGAAUUACUAUCAGAACCGAAAUGAAAUGUCUUUAAAAGUAUAAAUAUCAGUUUAUCAAA
This is a messenger RNA of Grammomys surdaster, 1842 nucleotides long. It is a transcript of the gene Znf454, whose product is annotated as zinc finger protein 454. The record is from RefSeq and is a predicted model, not a curated record. Lineage: Eukaryota; Metazoa; Chordata; Mammalia; Rodentia; Muridae. The transcript has 3 exons. The coding region runs from base 256 to 1578 and encodes 440 amino acids. Gene Ontology annotation, biological process: regulation of DNA-templated transcription.